AAAAAAAAAGCCCAACUUUAAAAAACUAACUAAAAAAAAUUUUCUUCUCAAUAUCUUCUCGGACUGGUGGUUAUAUGGUAAAAACUGAUUUCAGUUUGGUAGACUCGCAAUGCGUUUACAGUCAGUCCAGGCACACCCUGUUUCUUCUUUGACUCAUUAGAGCUUCAACCAUGAUAAUAUGUGCUUCAAUCUAUUCAUAUACCGAAGAUUUUCAAUUUUGUGUCAAUCCCAUCUCUCAAACUCGAUCAAUUCCAAGAUCAAGACCUCAGUUCAACAAGGACAUCAUUCACAUGCCUUGCAAUUAUACCUUCAAGAACCCCAUUUUCCUCUCAACGCUACCAGAUUCACCUUCCCUUCUCUUCUCAAAUCCUGCUCUGCCCUUUCAAAUCUUUGUUAUGGAGAGACUAUCCAUGCCACAAUCAUCUCAUUGGGUCUUCAAUUCGAUCCCUACAUAACAACCUCAUUGAUUAACAUGUAUGUGAAAUGUGGGUCUCUGAGCAAUGCAGUCCAAGUGUUUGUCAAUUUGUCUGAGAGUCAAGCUUUGAUUGAAGAUAUCACAGUUUGGAACUCUAUGAUUGAUGGGUAUUUUCGAUAUGGUCAUAUUGGAGAAGCUAUAGCUCUGUUUCGUCGAAUGCAAUUGUUGGGUAUCAAACCUGAUGUGUACUCGCUUAGUAUUGUGCUUGGAUUGUGCAAUGAUUGUUUGGGUUAUGUGGAAGGAAAGCAAAUUCAUGGUUAUGUUGUGAGAAACAUGUUUUGGGAUGACGCUUUUGUGGUGACUGCACUUGUUGCUAUGUACUCGAGUUGUGGUUAUCCAAUGGACGCCUGGUGUGUGUUUCAGAAGUUGGAAGAUAAGAAAAAUGUUGCAGCGUGGAAUGCAAUGAUAGGCGGGUUUUGUGAGAAUGGGAUGUGGGAACAUAGCUUAGAAUUGUAUUCAUUACUUAAGAAUGAGAAUUGCAGCCUUGUCUCUUCCUCGUUUUCUUCUGCGUUGACCGCUUGUUCUCAGGGCAGAGAUGUGGGGUUUGGUAAGCAGCUCCAUUGUGAUGUGUUCAAGUUGGGUUUUCAAAGUGACCCAUAUGUUUGUACUUCUCUCAUCACUAUGUAUGCCAAGUGCACAUCGGUCCAAGAUGCAGAAAAAAUAUUUGAUUGGAUAUCCAGUAAAGAAAUUGAAUUAUGGAAUGCCAUGAUUUCAGCCUAUAUUGGCAAUGGUUGUGCUUAUGAUGCUUUUGAUGUCUAUAAUCAGAUGAGGCUAAUUGCAUUUUCACCUGAUUCAUUCACGGUAUCUAAUCUUCUAGCUGCUUGCAGUGUGAUUGAAUUACACAAUUUUGGUAAGACACUUCACGCGGAACUGAUCAAAAGACCGAUACAACAUAAUAUUGCUGUGCAGAGUGGUCUGUUAACAAUGUACUCAAAAUGUGGGAGUAUGGAGGAUGCCAUUGCAGUCUUUAAUACAAUGAAGGACAAGGAUGUGGUUGCGUGGGGCUCCAUGAUAUCGGGUUUUUGCCAAAAUAUGAAAUUCGAGGAGGCUUUGGAUUUGUUCAAAGCAAUGAGGGCUGACUUGAUGAAACCUGAUUCUGAUAUUAUGGCAAGAGUGAUCAGUGCUUGUACUGGAAUUGAGAAUAUACGAUUGGGUCAGGCGAUUCAUGGAUUUGUCACUAAAUAUGGUUUGGUAUUGGAUGAGUUUGUGGUUAGUUCCCUGAUAGAUAUGUAUUCCAGAUGUGGGUUCCCUGAGAUGUCUGAAAAUGUAUUUUCAGGCGUGCCAUGUAACAAUCUGUUGGCUUGGAAUUCUAUGAUCUCAUGCUAUUGCUGGAAUGGCCUGGCAGAGCGGUCCGUCAAUAUUUUCCCUCAAAUUGUACAGCAUGGCUUAUAUCCAGACCCUGUUUCUAUUACUAGCAUUCUCGUUGCAGUUUCAUCAGCAGCAGUGUUGCUUAAAGGAAAGGCAAUACAUGGAUACCAAACAAGACUCGAGAUUCUGUCCGAUCUUCAAGUAGACAAUGCAUUAAUUGACAUGUACAUCAAGUGUGGAUGCUUAAAAUAUGCAGAGCACAUUUUCCGUAACAUGUCUCGAAGAAACUUAGUAACAUGGAAUUCAAUGAUAUCUGGUUAUGGGUCACACGGAGAGUGCUUAAACGCAAUUGGUUUAUUUGAUGAGAUGAGAAGAUCAGGAAUCAAACCAGAUGAUGUAACAUUCCUCUCCUUGAUUUCAGCCUGCAAUCAUUCUGGUUUGGUAAGUGAAGGUGUAAAUCUAUUUCAAUCCAUGACAGUUGAACACAAAAUUAACCCUAGGACGGAGCAUUAUGUGAAUAUUGUUGACCUCUUGGGCCGUGCUGGAUGCGUAGAAGAUGCCUACAGUUUCAUAGAGAGCAUGCCCAUUGAACCCAAUAGAAAAGUUUGGCUAUCUUUGUUGUCUGCGUGUAGAGCCCAUCGUAAGGUAGAGCUUGGAGAAUUGGCAGCCCACAAUCUAUUGAAGAUGGAACCAAACAGAGGCAGCAAUUAUGUUCAACUUCUAAACUUGUAUGUCGAAGCAGGUUUAUGGGUCAAGGCUGCAAAUUUGAGGGUGUCGAUGAGGCAAGAGGGGUUGAAGAAGAGCCCUGGGUGUAGUUGGAUUGAGGUGACAAACAAGGUCAAUACUUUCUUCUCGGGAGAUUCAUCCUCACCAAGGACAGUUGAGAUCUACAAGACUUUGAGUAGUCUUAGGAGUAACAUGGAAAGUAAAGGAGGUUUUCAUGAAGAUCUUGAGGCAUUCUGAGAUGCCGAGAAAUGAGGGAAACAGUUGCUCUCACAACUACACAAGAAUGUGUCUUAUAUUUGACUCUAAUCGCUAAGGGUUGUCAAUGCAUCUAGCAAAUAAUGAGAUCAUGUUGACAUGGAAGAGGAUAAUGUUCUUAAGGUGCAUUAAGCGAGGAGGCUUUCCAGUAAUAUGGAUGUAAUCAAACAACAAAUUAACACACAAAAAAUGCAUAAAUGGACACUGGAGAGACAACAAGUGCGCAGAAGCACUGCGGCUGAACCCCAAU
Messenger RNA from Camellia sinensis, 3014 nucleotides. Its product is annotated as Tetratricopeptide repeat (TPR)-like superfamily protein. Gene Ontology annotation, molecular function: RNA binding; protein binding. NCBI's taxonomy places the organism in Eukaryota, Viridiplantae, Streptophyta, Magnoliopsida, Ericales, Theaceae. The record is from RefSeq and is a predicted model, not a curated record. Gene Ontology annotation, biological process: RNA modification.